CGGCCUGCCGCUCAGGCCCAGGAGCGGACGGUUCCUACUGCGGCUGGGCACCGGCUCCGCUCCGGCGUCGGCCCGCGCUCCAGCUGCGCCCGGCCCGGCCCCGGCCCGGCUCGGCCCGGCCCAGGCCUCCGAGCGAAGGCGCCGCUGCCGCCUGGGCCGCUCCCAGGGCCAUGAGGAGGCGGCGGCAGCCACUGCGGCCCGCGUCAAGGUGACCGGCCGGGACUGCGGCGGCGGCGGCGAGAGCGGGCGAACGCCCAUCUAUCACCCAAAGCGUCUGCUAUUGAAGCAGUACCUGCCGUGGUUUCCAGGAUAGCAGUGGCUACUGUUUGGAAAGCGACGUGCUGGGAUGGUAUAUCCUCUUGGCCUGGAAUUAUGAAGCCCAUCAUGUAUUCCUGGAUUUCUUCAGACAGGUUAUGUCACCGACAGAGGCUGCCCUGAAGCUCCCUGCGGCCCAGAGACUAUGUACAAGAGGAAUGGUCUGAUGGCUAGCGUGUUGGUCACCUCCGCCACUCCACAGGGCAGCAGCAGCUCAGACUCUCUGGAGGGCCAGAGCUGCGACUAUGCCAGCAAGAGCUACGAUGCCGUUGUCUUCGAUGUCUUGAAAGUGAGUCCCGAGGAGUUUGCUAGCCAGAUCACGUUAAUGGACAUACCUGUGUUUAAAGCCAUCCAGCCGGAGGAACUUGCCAGCUGUGGAUGGAGUAAGAAGGAGAAACAUAGUCUCGCCCCCAACGUCGUGGCCUUUACCCGGAGGUUUAAUCAGGUCAGUUUUUGGGUUGUUCGAGAAAUUCUAACAGCACAGACUUUAAAAAUAAGGGCAGAAAUCCUGAGCCAUUUUGUGAAAAUAGCCAAGAAACUUCUAGAACUCAACAACCUUCAUUCUCUCAUGUCUGUGGUAUCAGCAUUACAAAGUGCACCCAUCUUCAGGCUGACAAAAACCUGGGCUCUUUUGAAUCGAAAAGACAAGACCACUUUUGAGAAAUUGGACUACCUGAUGUCUAAAGAAGAUAAUUACAAGCGGACCCGGGAGUAUAUCCGAAGCCUGAAGAUGGUUCCCAGUAUUCCCUAUCUAGGGAUCUAUCUUCUGGAUUUAAUCUACAUUGAUUCUGCGUAUCCUGCCUCGGGCAGCAUCAUGGAAAACGAACAAAGAUCCAAUCAGAUGAACAAUAUUCUCCGAAUAAUCGCUGAUUUACAAGUUUCCUGCAGCUACGAUCACCUCACCACCCUGCCCCACGUGCAGAAGUACCUGAAGUCCGUGCGCUACAUCGAGGAGCUCCAGAAGUUUGUGGAAGACGACAACUACAAACUGUCACUCCGAAUUGAACCCGGAAGCAGCUCUCCGAGACUGGUCUCUUCCAAGGAAGAUCUCGCAGGCCCCUCCGCCGGCUCCAGCUCUGCGAGGUUCAGCCGGCGGCCCACCUGUCCUGAUGCAUCUGUUGCUGGCAGCCUUCCCACACCCCCUGUCCCGAGACACAGGAAGAGCCACAGCCUGGGAAACAAUAUGAUGUGUCAGUUGAGUGUAGUUGAGAGUAAAAGUGCGACAUUCCCAUCGGAGAAAGCGAGGCACCUGCUGGACGACAGCGUCCUAGAGUCCCGCAGCCCCCGCAGGGCCCUCGCCCUCACCUCCUCUGCCGUCACCAAUGGACUCUCCCUAGGCAGUAGUGAGAGCUCAGAGUUUAGUGAAGAGAUGUCUUCAGGGCUGGAAAGCAGGGGACGUCUGUAUGCCACGCUGGGGCCCAACUGGCGGGUUCCGGUUCGGAAUUCUCCCAGAACCCGGAGCUGCGUCUACAGCCCCACGGGCCCAUGCAUCUGUACGCUGGGGAGCUCGGCCACAGUGCCCACCAUGGAGGGUCCUCUGAGGAGGAAAACUCUGCUCAAGGAAGGCCGGAGACCCGCGCUGUCCUCAUGGACCAGGUACUGGGUCAUACUCUCGGGAUCCACCCUCCUGUACUACGGAGCCAAGUCCUUGCGGGGCACAGACAGAAAACACUACAAAUCCACACCCGGCAAAAAAGUCUCCGUGGUGGGCUGGAUGGUGCAGCUGCCUGACGACCCCGAGCACCCCGAUAUCUUCCAGCUGAAUAACCCCGACAAAGGCAAUGUUUACAAGUUCCAGACUGGUUCCCGGUUUCAUGCAAUACUGUGGCACAAGCAUUUGGACGAUGCAUGUAAAAGCAACAGGCCUCAGGUACCUGCGAACCUUAUGUCAUUUGAAUAAGUCUCUGCAGGACUUGGCGUGACUUCAGAGGCUCCUGGGAGCCCAGCCUGGGACUGAUGGCGAAGCGCAUGUCCUGGGCACAGGCUCUUGGCCAGCGCGCUGGAUGACUCACGGCCGGACUCGAGGGGCCUUGGCCGGCGGCCUCACCGCCCUGAGGGCUCUGCCAGCACCGGGCCCACCUGCCAAUCCCCAGCGACUCUCACGCUACUCAUUCUUCAGCACGACCCUGCGAAGCCGCGGUUGGGCCCCAGACUCUGCACCCCACCCUCCCUCUCUGGGCCCUCGUCCGUCCACCAGCUGCUGCUUCGACUAGAGAGCAUCCGGCCCACGUUGGGUCCCCCAUGCUUUCUCCUGCACAAGAGUGGACAGUGUUAACCUGCAUGAGGGGCCAGAGAGAAGGAACAGGCUAUGGAGGAACAGGCUUUUUAUACCCCAAGUGCACGGGGUUGCUCGCCCACAGGGCUGCCUCAGAUUUUGUACAACCCCCAAAGCGUCCUCUGCGUGUGCGUGCCAUAUACGUGUGCGUGCGAGCGAGUGUGAACUCUUCAAGAAACAUGCAUUUUGGCACAAGACUUGUGACAUCACACCCUCCAUUUGCUUUGAGGCCCUGCUUUAACCUGACAUGACAGCCUUGUCCACCGAGGAAGGUCAGAGUGAGAGCCCGGAUUCCUCCUGUGUUAAGGGUUCCUUGCAUUCUUUUACUGUAAACAAACAAUGCCUUAAAUUGUGUCUUGUUUUCUGUUCCAAUGGGUGCUAUUCAUCUGGAAGGUCUGCUCUCUGGGCCCCCCGGGUCCCUUCCAGGCCUUGUUGCUGUUGGCUCUUCUGAGACAGGACCCGGCUUCACUGUGGACUGGGCUGGUCUGCUUGCUCCCUCCCGCCCCUCUCCUGCAGGGUCUGAAAGCCCUUGUCUUCUUCCCCAGACCAUGCCAGAGUGGGAAGUUGUGACAGUUUCUCCCGGCUCCCCAGGAAGCCCUCGCAGGCUGCCGCGCUCACACACGGAAGCGCUGCGCACGGCCUGUCCCGCAGGCUGAGGUUUGCUCCCAUCAUCUACUGCCAGGGCGGGGCCCACCGGCAUUCCUGGUUCCACUGGGGAGCUGAGUGACACUGAGGCCUUAAGCUCCCCGAGUCUUGCCCCCAAACGCAGUCACCAGCAAGUUCUCCACAUCCAAGUCCAAGGGCACAAUUGUUGAUGACCAUGGUGACAAGAGAGCAAAGCCCCGGGGAGUGAACGGUCCCAGCUCUGCAUUCAGUUAAGCGCUUUUUCUCAUGGACAAUGUCCUUUAUCUGUCACUGUCUGUCUUAUUUUUAAGUGACUUUUAUUUUGCACAAAUACAUCUUUAUUCAAAACAAUGAAAACUUAGCUUUAUUUAUGGUAGCUUUACCACCGUAGCUUCUUUCCCUCCCUCCCUCUCUAAUCUGGGUGCCCGAAUUCUGAGAAGGAGACCCUGAAAUGGUUUUCUGAAUUCCUGGGUCCUUGUUGCUGUCAUGGUUUCCGAGCUCACACCGAUCAGACAUCCAACCACCCUUAAGAGUUUCUGGGCAAGAUGCUUCAAAACAACAUCUUCACCAGUAAACUGUGAUGGGUGAAUUUUAAAACUACCAAAGGACCCACCACUGUAUUUUGAUCAAACGGUGACAACUUUCCUGAAAAUUCCAAUGAAUUGAAUCUUAUUUUAUGGUUGAGGCUUAGUGUGCCCAGCAACUAACCCUCCUAUGGAGCAAAGUCUAGAAUAUUCUUGUGCCAGGAGAAGCUCCAGGUGGUAAAGUUGGUGCCAUCCCACCUUGGCCGUGAGUGCUCUGCGUGCCUGCGAACAGCCGGGGGACAGCCGCGUGCCCCAGUUCUCGCCAGUGACUACUCAACUGGGCAUCCGGAGGCCGAAUGACAACACCAAACACUCCAGCAGCUCUCACCAGAACCAUGCAGUGUUAACGCCGCUUUAACCUACACUGAUCUGAUUCUGCCUGUUAAUAUAUUUUGAAGUCUUAAGUUUGGAGGAAAGCGCCAGAAUGGAAAAUCAGCCACUUAUUUUCCUUGGGUUUCUCCACUCCUCAACUCUCCUGGCUCUUCUCGUAUGAAAUUCUAUAGAUGCCAAACCAAGAACCUCAGAAUUUCAGGCUCCCUUCAGUCAGUGCGUUUUCUGCCCUUUGCACAUUUUUCUUACUUUUUGCAAAAAUUUUCUUCUGAGCUGAAUUUGAAAUAGCACAAUUGCAAUUCUUUUCAAAAUGUUUAGUCUUCUCACUGAUUGAGACUGAUCUUACAUCCCCUCCUAGAAACAUUUGUAGCUUGGACUCUUGAAGAAUCUGCUUAGGCCUUGUUGGUACAGGCCUUUAAAGCUGGUAAGAACCUCAAACGUACGGGAAGAGUCCUAGAGACAGGCCAAAAGAUACUGGGUUCUCCCAGGCUGGACGUGGGGCCCAGCAUGUAAGUGCUGAUUUAUCUUCCCAGCAUUGGUUUGUCCCUCAGGCAGCGGGUGAGGACGCCCUCAGGCUGGCACAGGGGAAGCCAGGUACAAAUCCCAAAAGGGAAAAGUCCAUGGCUUUAUUCUCACCCCAUAGGGAAGCAUUUCUGGUUUAUGUUCUUUGACUGUCCAUAAUGCAUCAAUGUUUGUGAAACCAUCAAAGGUGAUCAAUGUCUUGCAUCUGUAUGCUGGUUGUUGGGUUUUUUGCUUUGUUUUGUUUUGUUUUUGAGCAAACAGAUCAUGGUGCCCCAAAGUGAAAACUAUAGAAUGCUGUCUAGAAAUCAUAGACUAGGUAGUUGGUAUCAUUAUGAUUCCCCAAGAACCUCAUGCACCUCUCCCUGGGAAUAAUUUCUGGCCCUCUCAGUUGGAACAUGUUUUAUAGCUCAAGGUCAGCCAAGUGCAUUCUGACAACUAAAAUGCUUCAUGGAGGAUUGAUUCAGUGGGGAGCAGUAGAAAUAGUGUUCUGAGUGUGCCCAGUGAGAGAGUGCGGCCUCCCUUUCCUUCCUGAAGAAGCCCAUUCAUCACCCUGUCUUGCCAUGGAAUCUAAAGAGGAAGAUACUCAAAGGCAUUCUGUUUAGGAAAGAACCCACUCUCUUGCCAACUGAGUUUAUAAAGCUUUUGGUUUUCCUUACCAAGAUUUCCUUUCAUCAUCUUCCUCUCCCACCUCCUGAGCCCAAGACGUGUAUCUUUUAGGAUGCCAUUUUACAAGUGGAAAACGAUCCAUGAAAAUGGGAAACCUUUCACAAGUGCGGUCUGAUUUCAUUCCACAGGUGGGGUUUACAGCUCAGCACCCCCAUCGCUAAUGCUUGUAACAAGGUGAACAUUGCUAAAAACACAACCUAACUUACUUUGCGUGACUUCAUAAAUGGCUUUACCCAGCCUCACAUCAUACUGACAUGUUGUGUGAUGUCAUUUUUUACAGAGAAAAAAAAAAUUACAAGAGUCUCUUGGAAAUAACAUUCUCUGCACAAAACCACCUGUUUGUGCAUUCAUUCUUUCGUUCAUUCAUGACUCUAGUGAGUGCUUCCUGAGUGCCAGGCUAUGGCUGGGAUAUGCCAUCAGUGGCUGAGAACAAGCAGAGCUGGUCCUUGCCCUCGUGGAGCUGACCACACUCCACAAGUAAACAGUCCUCACCAUGGCAUCUCCUCCGGCAAGACCCUGCCUCUCUCCUAACACUGGGUAGAGACCCUGUGCACAUUCCUCCAGGAAGGGUUCAAAACACUCAUCAGACUGAAUGGCCUCUUGAUCUGUGAGUUCACCUGCAAGGAGAACUAGAUGGAGUCGCUGUCCUAGAGGCUGGUUGUCGCAGAACACCCAGGCACAGAGCUAUGGCCGGGCACGCUGCGGAGGACUCUGAGAUGGAAUGAGAAAGCAGGGUCAGAACGUUCACAGUAUUUACUCCAGAGGCUUUUCAGUUUUAAUUUCAGUGUUAAAUGCAAAUACAGCGUAAGCGAGAGCUGCAAUUCCUUGGGUGUUGGGAACUUGUACUGUGGACCACCUUGGAGUCCCGAGCUGCACAAGGGUGGGUACGCUGGGGGCAGCCCCGAAAUCCCUGUUUGCAGCAGCGUGAAGAAUCAUCUGUCCGUUCUAUAAUCGUUCAUCUCUUUACCCAUUUCUGAACGACUGUGACCAUUCGGUAAUGAAAUAUUAGUCAUUAAUUUAUUAGUAUGGUAUAAUCUUAAAUAAAUUUCGUGCCAAAAUGCAUGGUUUUUCACUUAGCAUUCAAAAUGUUGCGUAGAGAGUAGUUUUCAAUUUCUUAUGUAUUCCUCAAAGUAAGUUGAAAAAUCAGUUUCUACAUUUUAAUUCGUUUCUUGUUAAAUCUGUUGCACUCUCCCUGGCUGUCUUUUUUUUUUUUUUUUCCAGCAGACCCCCCUGCAUGCAGUUGUGUAAGGACUUUCUCUAAUUCUUGUGAAUUGUCUCACCCGCAGUAACCACUGAACAUCAGCCCUCUGUGGGAUUCUUUAGAUUUUUGGUGAAGUAUUUUGUUACCUCAGUCUUGUAUCAAGUUGCUGUAUUUUUCAGCUUGUUACACUGAUAAUUGUUUCACUAAUUAAAUACUUUAAUGUACAAACAUCUUUGUUUACUUUGAAAUUAAAUGUGUUUUCCAAUGAA
This is a messenger RNA of Mustela erminea (ermine), 6786 nucleotides long. RefSeq names its product Ral GEF with PH domain and SH3 binding motif 1 (gene RALGPS1). Lineage: Eukaryota; Metazoa; Chordata; Mammalia; Carnivora; Mustelidae. Gene Ontology annotation, molecular function: guanyl-nucleotide exchange factor activity. Gene Ontology annotation, biological process: positive regulation of GTPase activity; Ras protein signal transduction. The record is from RefSeq and is a predicted model, not a curated record. The transcript has 22 exons. Gene Ontology annotation, cellular component: plasma membrane. The coding region runs from base 461 to 2215 and encodes 584 amino acids.